CUGACAGUUGACGCGUUCACAUGUCAUGUAACGUAUACGAGCCCGGCUGAAACCACAUUCGGAGCACGGCAUGUGGCCGCGCCGCACGCAUAACCUUUUUUUUUAAACAGUUAUGGCCUGGAAUCAAGUCCUUUAAGCCGAGCUAAGAAGCGUUUUUCGAGUUUUAAACGCGACCGUGUUUGACAAUGCUUGUGAUGUGUGUGUGUAGCUGACGCUGUGUGUGUUUAAAACAUCCACAAAACGCUUCCCGACUGUCAGGCACUGCCAAAAUGGUGAUAGUCCCCUAGAGAAGUGAUCGGAACUUGUUUUGUUAGAGUGAACAAGAUGGACGCGAAGAACGAGACGCAAGAUAUCGAGCUCAGCGCGCAGGGGACGAGCACUAAACCCAGCGAUGUCGCCCUCAAAUCAGACCUCCCCGAGAGAGGCUCCUGGGCCUCCAAGCUGGACUUCAUUCUUUCUGUGGUCGGCCUCGCCAUCGGCCUCGGGAACGUGUGGCGGUUCCCGUACCUCUGCUACAAGAAUGGUGGCGGCGCGUUCCUGAUCCCCUACUUCCUGACCCUAUUCCUAGCUGGUAUACCCAUGUUCUUCAUGGAGCUGGCCAUGGGGCAGAUGCUGACCAUUGGUGGGCUGGGCGUGUUCAAGAUUGCGCCGAUUUUUAAAGGCAUCGGCUACGCGGCGGCCGUGAUGUCCUGCUGGAUGAACGUGUACUACAUCGUCAUCCUCGCGUGGGCCAUCUUCUACUUCUUCAUGUCCAUGCGAUCAGAGGUCCCAUGGAGAAACUGCGACAACUACUGGAACACGGCUGCCUGCGUCAACCCGUACGACCGGAAGAACCUCAACUGCUGGUCGUCCUUCAACAAGACCACCUACUGCGUGCUCAACGGCCAAAACAUUACUAAAGUUGCCCUUUCUGACCCCGUCAAGGAGUUCUGGGAACGUCGAGCCCUCCAAAUCUCGAGCGGUAUCGAGCACAUCGGGAACAUCCGUUGGGAGCUGGCUGGCACCCUGCUGCUGGUGUGGGUGCUAUGCUACUUCUGCAUCUGGAAGGGCGUGCGGUGGACAGGAAAAGUUGUCUACUUCACUGCUUUGUUCCCGUACUUCCUUCUGACAGUGCUACUGAUCAGAGGUAUAACCCUCCCCGGCGCGAUGGAAGGCAUCAAGUUCUACGUGAUGCCGAACAUGUCCAAGCUGUUCGAGUCUGAGGUGUGGAUCGACGCCGUCACGCAGAUCUUCUUCUCGUACGGACUCGGCCUCGGCACUCUCGUGGCCCUCGGCAGUUAUAACAAGUUCACUAAUAACGUGUACAAAGACGCGUUGAUAGUAUGCACCGUCAACUCCAGUACGUCCAUGUUCGCCGGGUUCGUCAUCUUCUCCGUCGUCGGCUUCAUGGCCCACGAGCAGCAGAGGCCGGUCGCUGAAGUGGCUGCCUCAGGUCCUGGUCUAGCUUUCCUCGCCUACCCAUCAGCAGUGCUCCAGCUCCCGGGCGCCCCGCUCUGGUCCUGCCUCUUCUUCUUCAUGCUGCUCCUCAUCGGCCUCGACAGCCAGUUCUGCACCAUGGAGGGCUUCAUCACGGCCGUUAUUGAUGAGUGGCCCAAGUUGCUGAGGAGGAGGAAGGAAAUCUUCAUUGCGAUUACGUGUGUCAUUUCGUAUUUGGUUGGGCUGUCUUGUAUAUCUGAGGGCGGUAUGUACGUGUUCCAAAUCCUGGACUCGUACGCCGUGUCCGGCUUCUGCCUGCUGUUCCUCAUCUUCUUCGAGUGCGUCUCCAUCUCCUGGGCUUUCGGCGUCAACCGCUUCUACGACGGCAUCAAGGAGAUGAUCGGCUACUACCCCACUAUUUGGUGGAAGUUCUGCUGGGUCGGAUUCACGCCUGCUAUUUGUAUUAGCGUGUUCAUCUUCAACUUGGUGCAAUGGACUCCGAUCAAAUACAUGAACUACGAGUACCCGUGGUGGGCACACGCGUUCGGCUGGUUCACGGCGCUGUCCUCCAUGCUGUGCAUCCCGGGGUACAUGGUAUAUCUGUGGCGAGUCACGCCGGGUACUACGAGCGAGAAAUUCCACAAGAUUGUCCGCAUCCCGGAGGAUGUGCCGGCGCUGCGCACCAAGAUGCAGGCCGAGGAGAUUCAGAAGCACGGCGUAGCUUCAGCUUAAACUAGUCUUAUGACCGCGAUCUCAAGGACUUUCGGGAUUACAACCUUGUGUAGUUUAACAUAAGAUUCACUUUACAACGACUCUGAGAUGACAUAAUUUAGUUUCAUCUAAUCUUAAAUUUGACUACACGAGCUCGAACAAGAAUUGAUAUUCUAAAUCCACGCACAAUUUUAACACCUUUUACGGUGUGUAAUGUGUCAUAAAUUAAUUAAUAUUAAUUAAUUACCGUUGUAGAAACUCGAUUAGCUGCUCGAUUUGAUUGAAUACUCGGAAAUAUUUUAAAUAUUUUUAUGAGUUAGUGUAAUUUUAAUUUGUGGCUCUUUUGGGUGCGUUGCGACGCGUUCAUGUAUGUUAGAUUUUUACGCUAUAUUUCUAUAUUUAGGAGUUGUGUUUUAAGAACAUUAAAAAGUUAAGCGAACCGUAUGAGUGGGACUAUGUUACGAAGUAUAAACUCUGUUACUAUUGUUGUCUUCCACGAAGCGUAGUGCUUAGAUUGUAUUGUAUGUAUUUAAGCUUGUAUUCAAUUGUAUUUUAUAUUUAUAAUCAAUAUUUCUAAGAGUCCAGUAACCUGUGAGCGUAUAACAAGCAAAGAUGUUGCCAAAAUUUAAAAUU
Molecule: messenger RNA, 2760 nt
Organism: Cydia amplana
Lineage: Eukaryota; Metazoa; Arthropoda; Insecta; Lepidoptera; Tortricidae
Gene: Gat
Product: sodium- and chloride-dependent GABA transporter 1
Exons: 12
Coding region: 325-2148 (607 amino acids)
Biological process (GO): sodium ion transmembrane transport
Cellular component (GO): neuron projection; plasma membrane
Molecular function (GO): gamma-aminobutyric acid:sodium:chloride symporter activity
Source: RefSeq, a predicted model, not a curated record